This is a messenger RNA of Drosophila melanogaster (fruit fly), 413 nucleotides long. RefSeq lists its product as uncharacterized. Lineage: Eukaryota; Metazoa; Arthropoda; Insecta; Diptera; Drosophilidae. The transcript has a single exon. The coding region runs from base 35 to 334 and encodes 99 amino acids. The record is from RefSeq and is marked reviewed.
AGAAACAACAUCCAGAGCACAAUCUAAUUCAGAAAUGGAAGAGGAGUCGAGCGCGAAAGCAAAUCCAAUUGGAAACAACGAGUCUUUGAUGACAGAGGAUCCUGAGCAGCCGAGUGGAUCGAAGGAGGGUUCGCAGUCCUCAGGGGCUUCUUCAUCGACAACUGAAGCUUCAUUGAAUACGAUAAAUGUGACUACCCAGAAGAAGCGUUCGCAGUUCCAGCGCAUUUAUGAGAAACUAGAGGACCUGGAAAGGCAGAUGGAUCAGUAUGAGCAAAUGAAUGAGCUAUUCAUUCAUCUACUGGCUACAAUCCAAGAAGAACUAGAAACAAUAUAGUAUAUCCAAUUUCUGUUAGCCUAUUUCCAAAAUACCAAUGUAUUAUCGAAUGGUUCAAGUGUUGACGCAUAAAUAUAUU